Messenger RNA from Physcomitrium patens, 2037 nucleotides. RefSeq lists its product as uncharacterized. The record is from RefSeq and is a predicted model, not a curated record. NCBI's taxonomy places the organism in Eukaryota, Viridiplantae, Streptophyta, Bryopsida, Funariales, Funariaceae.
UCUCACAACAGUACAACAUUUCUGAAAGCUACCAGAAGCGGACUGGUGUGGUCUUUGUGUAGCGAUUUGAUUGUUUACACGGUGCUUUGGAGUCCUGAGCAUUAGAUUCUUUCUGAUUAUUUUGUUCAGGGGUUCUUCUUUUUCGAUAUUCGUGUUUUAGAUAGGGAAGUUUUGAAUAGGGUGUUAGGGCAGUGGGUUUAUGGUUUCACAGCUACGUUCAUGAUCUCGAUAGACGAAUGGUUUUCGCUGCUAAGUUGAGAAGUUUACCAGGGUUCUAGUCUUAACUGGAUUGGAAUGUUUGCAAGAUGCUUUCGAAUUCUAUGACAGUGGACAGACGUGACAACAGGAUAGGAUUACUAAUCUGGCCUACUAAUCGAAUGUCCACCGUGUUCUUGUGGGGAUCCUCGAAGACUUGUUUUCACCCUCCAGCUCUGCUGAUUUUCUGUGAAACUUAGAAAUUCAUACAUAGCAUGGUUGUACAUGAUUUGACAAUGCCUAGGUAGUGUACAUCCGCUAGAAAUCCGCGUAGUUCUCAUCGCUCAUUAGAAAUACGUGUAUGAACAUGAAGCCUGGUUAAACUGUUCAUGACACACGUCAGAGUGGGCAGCCAUCGACAGUGGAGAUCUUCUCUUCCUGAGCUGAGGAUGGGAUGGGAUAUUUUACUGCAGUUGAGCAUAUAUGAUGCCGAGAUGCACUGUAAACUUUGCUAGCGAAUCUGGUUCGAUUUCAUACUAAUAAACAGGAAUCGAACAGAGGCAUUAUCCAAGCUAUGAUAAACAAAACUCCAAACUCUCGAGAACAGAAGAUAGAAUAUCUUUCAAAACCAAGAAAUCGAAUGCGAGGUACCGCGCUAAUCUCUGAUGAGUUUUCUAACCACGCAUGUAGAAUCUAGUAGAUGAGAGAAUGGAAAACUCCACAACAGAUAGACUGCCACCGAUCUCAGAGCACCGCGGCGACACCAGUCAAGGAUGGUCAACAAGCAUGCUCCAGUCGAGGUCCAAACAAACAAUCGAGGAGAAUUACGGCGAAAGGGCUCUGUCGGAGAGCAGAGGAGAGAGACACCUCUUAAAUCCUGGAAUAUUACUCUCCCUGUUCCAUGACGCUAUUGUCUCGUUAGUUGCAUGUUUGUGUGUAUUAUCAUCCUUUAUAAAAGGAUAGUGCACGUCUCUUCCACCACAACCCUCCUCUGGCACCACUGGCAUCUUGCUCAGCUAGCAGGUAUUCAUGGAGCGAGUUCCGACCAGCCCCACCAAGGUCUGCUUCAGGAUACUGGGUGCCCUUCUUCUGUUGUUUCAAGAUGGAGCUAAAUGCCGGAUGAUGGCAAAUUUGCGCGGACAACUGAUCGAGAGCGGGUCUCCUGAGCAAGGAUGGGGAGACCCACUUACGUCCGGCAGUGAUGUGUUCACCUCACCUGGCUUUGACUUCUUCGAUCGUAGUUCGACCCCUCUGCCCCCUUGCGAUUUCAACCAUCGAAGGGCGGGGUUCGAUUGCUGGCCAAAGGAGCUACCGGCGACGAGAACGGUGGCCAUGGGCGUGAUGCACGAUGGGAAUUCAUCUGAGGGAGCUUCUCCUGUGCUUGCUCAAGGGUGGGGGGAUCCGCUUCCACCUUGCGGUGCUUGCAUAGCACACCUGGCUUUGACUGCUUUGAUCCUCCUUCCACUCCUCUUCCACCUUGCGAUAUCAAGCAUCAGAGAGUGGGUUUCGAUUGCUGGCCAUAAGAUCAGUCCACCCAUCCGUGACAGAGAGACUAAGUUGUCGCACAGCAAGCUCUUCGUCUGUUCACUGUUUCACGGCUGCAUCUGAUGGAAUGGUGUGGUGUGGGGUGCUGUAACAGUGCUAGCUAGCGAUUGACAAUCGAUAAGUAGUUCGUGUUGUUGGCUUUUUUUGUACGGCUGCAGGAUUGUGAGCAACAGGAACACUGGAUUUGCACCUGGUCUGUUAUUCGAUUGGGAGCCAAUUUAUGAUCAGCGCGCCGACUUUGUUUGGUUCACAGGACGUCUCGAUGAGUCUUUAAAUAAACCUUUUGUUGAUUACUGA